This is a messenger RNA of Trichogramma pretiosum, 6712 nucleotides long. Its product is annotated as glycogen debranching enzyme. Gene Ontology annotation, biological process: glycogen catabolic process; glycogen biosynthetic process. Gene Ontology annotation, molecular function: amylo-alpha-1,6-glucosidase activity; 4-alpha-glucanotransferase activity. The record is from RefSeq and is a predicted model, not a curated record. Bases 164 to 5248 code for a protein of 1694 amino acids. The transcript has 23 exons. Lineage: Eukaryota; Metazoa; Arthropoda; Insecta; Hymenoptera; Trichogrammatidae.
CAUCUUUACUUUUAUUUUAUAAUUUUAUAUUUUCAUAGGAAUCAGAUAAAGUGGAUAAAGUAACAAAAAUGUGAAUUGUUUUCAUUUUUAAAUAGGUCGAAAAUACAAGUGACUUUAAAUCCCGAUAUUCGACUGUGACAAAACAUUGUUUAUUAUAUCAUAAAUGAGUACAAUAAUGGUCGCUAUUAAAAAUAUAUUUCAGAAGAUAGGAAAUUUUUUUCGCUGCUGCAUGACUCUUGUGUGGACUUAUUUGAGUCCCCAACGACGUGCGAUCGAAGGUGUGAGUGAAAAUACUGCGGAAAGUUCCGCUGAAAAAAGUAUCGUAAAAAUUGUUGAAAACCCUAACACAUCUAUCAUUAAUGAGUCUGUCAAAAAAGAAGUUAUAAAGAGAGUAGAUGAUAGCAUUUCAAAGCAUUCAGAAAGUACAGCUGGCAAAUCUGUCGACACAAAGGAACUUAUAAAAGUUAAGAUUGAAAAACCUCUAGAAAAAAUUGUUGACAUUAUAAUUGAAGAUGUUAUAAAGAAAAGCGCUACUGAAUUAAGCCCCGUUGAAAAAACAAAGUCCAAAAAACGUAUAAUGGAAAAUCUUGGCUUCUCAGCCGAUACUCAAAACAACGACCAAGUACGAGUAUUAACAUUAAACAAAGGAGAGCAUCAGGACGGCAAUUUGUAUAAAUUAAAAAAAGGAUGGGUUGUCGAAUUCAGACUAGGCGCCUCGCUACUAGGUCAAGCGGUCGACGUUUUUACAAAUCAUCCAUUGCUGAGUGGAAAUCCAUUUGAAAGAGGGACGUACUAUCAUUUGCCAUGGAAUCACGAGUCAGCAUUUUUAAGGGUAUCUCUCGCGGGAUCUUUUCAUUACUACAUCGCCCAAUCAAGUGGAGAAAACAUCGGAAAAAUUAUGGCAUCAGGUUACAUAUUAGUCGAUCCAGAACUUACCGUCGGUAAAAAUGGUAAGAUACUUCCGAUUGACAGCAUACAAUGCCAAACAGUACUAUCCAAGCUACUUGGACCAUUUUCGACUUGGGAAAAUAAAUUGAGGGUAUCCUACGAAUCUGGCUACAAUAUGAUUCAUUUCACUCCUAUACAAACUUUGGGAGAGUCCAAUUCGGCAUACAGUCUCAGCGAUCAUUUAAAACUCAAUUCCUCGUUUAACGAUUGUCCUGACAAAGAAACGACGUUUGAUCAAAUAGAACAGCUUAUAAAAAAAAUCCGCGAUGAAUGGGACACGCUUAGUAUAUGCGACAUUGUCCUGAAUCACACAGCCAAUGAGAGUCCAUUUUUGAUCAAUAAUCCUGAAUGUACAUACAAUUGUGUCAAUUGUCCACAUCUCCGUCCGUCCUACAUUUUGGAUGCAAUUUUAUUCGAGCUUACGUUACAAGUCGAAACUGGCUCUUGGGAGAGUCGAGGAAUUCCAGCAGUCGUCGAAACAGAAGACCAUUUAAAUGCUAUACGUCAUGCCUUGCACACACACUUUUUACCGAUUGCCAAAAUCCAUGAGCUAUUCACGCUUAACAUCGAGGAGAUAAUAUCAGAGUUUACGAAUUGUGUGAGAAAUCAGCUACCGAAUGAAAAUUUGGAGGAAUUUGCGGGCAAAUCUAUCGAUAUCAUAAGAGAUCGGGAUUAUCGACGGUUGAAGGCUACUAUAGAUAUGCCAUUGGCGCUUAAAUUGUACAAUGUUUACAGGCCCGACUGCUUCGAUGAAGAAUCUCGCUUGCGAAAAUGUACAGAAGAGCUAAAAAAUCGUUUACAGCAACUCAACGAUAGUAUUACAAACGAAAUUCAGAAUCAUUUAAACGCUGCCGUUGAAAAUUCCAUCUCCGGAAUGAGAUACUUCCGUGUCCAAGCCGAUGGACCACGGCUAAAAGAAGUGAGCACGAGGAAUCCACUCGUACCUAGGUAUUUUACCGAUUACGGUAGCCCGAGAAAUUUCGCGGAAAGAGAAGAAAUCAUGUACUCGAUAAAGGGCUGCUACUUGAUGGCCCACAACGGCUGGGUUAUGAACGGUGACCCUCUAAAAAAUUUUGCCGAUCCCGACUCGAACGUGUACAUAAGGCGAGAGCUCAUAGCCUGGGGUGACAGUGUGAAGCUUCGAUAUGGAGACAACCCGGAAGACUGUCCGGCACUGUGGAAACGUAUGGCCAGUUACGUGCAGCAAACAGCCAAAAUUUUCGACGGCAUCAGGCUGGACAAUUGUCAUUCGACUCCGAUACCCGUGGCAGAGUACAUGUUAGACGCGGCUCGACAAGUAAAACCAGAUUUGUUCGUCGUCGCUGAGCUAUUCACGAAUUCUGAUCAAAAGGAUAAUAUUUUCGUCAAUCGCUUGGGUAUCACUUGCUUAGUCAGAGAGGCCAUGUCGGCUUGGGACAGUCACGAGGAAGGUAGACUGGUGUACCGAUACGGAGGUGAGCCCGUCGGAGCUUUCAUUCAGGCUCGCCACAGACCUCUGGUACCGAGCAUAGCCUAUGCUCUGUUUCUCGAUCAGACCCAUGACAAUCCGAGCCCGGUGGAGAAACGCAGCGUCUUCGACUUGCUUCCAAGCGCGGCUCUCGUCUCCAUGGCUUGCUGCGCUAGUGGCAGCAAUCGCGGCUACGACGAACUCGUGCCUCAUCAUAUUCACGUAGUCGACGAGGAUAGACAGUACACCGAGUGGACGGACGACGAAAAUUUGGCCCUCGAGGACGACAGAUACGUCAAUUGCGAAUCAGGAAUCAUCGCGGCAAAAAGAGCCCUGAACGACUUGCACUACUGGCUUGGACUCAAGUGCUUUUCACAGGUGUUUGUCGAUCAAUUGGACGUAGACGUGGUGGCCGUAACGAGGCAUUCUCCCUUGACUCACGAGAGCGUCGUGCUUGUGGCCUUUACAGCCUUUAGACAUCCAGACCCUAACGCAAGGGACUUACAUCGUUACAUCAAACCAUUGAGAGUCGAGGGUAUUGUCGAAGAAAUUAUUCUUGAGGCGGGAUUGACCCACGAAGGAUUUGCGAAGGGUGGGCCUCGCUUCAGUUAUCCUAAAUCAUACUUAAAAAACGAAAAAUAUGUCAAUGGAUACUCUGAAUAUAAGGUCCGUGUCCAAGAACACAUUCAACUAAGCGAUUCGAAAUCCAUUGAAAAAGUCGAUUCAGGGGACCCUAAAAUCACUCAGUUGAACUUUACUCAAUUCCAGCCGGGCUCGGUCGUAGCCAUAAGAGUUUCUCUUCACGCCAAUAUUAAACCAGCUGUGGAGCAAGCUAACGACCUCGUUGAAAUGCUCACAACUUUGAACAACACAGAUCUGCGUGCAAUAGCGUCGCGUUUGAGCUUGGCCGAUCUCAACCGAGCUCUCUACAGAUGCGAUCAAGAAGAACGAGACGAAACUUCAAACAAGUUUGGCGUUUAUGAUAUACCUGGUUACGGACCUUUAGUUUAUGCUGGACUGCAAGGUGUGAUAUCUUUGUUGGCUGAUAUACGCUCAAAUAACGAUCUCGGACAUCCGUUGUGCAAUAAUCUUCGACAAGGCAACUGGUUAAUUGAUUACACGUGGCAGCGACUCAAAGAAGACGAUGGUACAUUGGCCCUAGGCGAAUGGUUGGAAAAAGCCUCGGAACCUUUUAAGCUAAUCCCACGCUACUUAGUCCCAAGUUAUUUUGACGUCAUCAUCGUUAACGUGUACUCGAUUCUCAUCGAGCAAUGCUUCAGUCUCAUGUCCAACUUCGUAAGAGACGGAACGGACUUCACUCGACUUUUGUCAUUGGUAUCGGUUCAAGUUGGCGGAAUCAUAAAGUCGGCGCAGCUACCGGAUUUAUCACCGGCAUUGGAGCCCCCAUUGCCGCAAAUCAAAGACAUGCACGGUGCCAAGAAACAACACUGCCUGACCUUGUCGGCUGGAUUACCGCACUUUGCCGUGGGAUACAUGAGAAACUGGGGUCGAGACACUUUCAUUGCCCUUCGAGGUUUACUUGUGCUCACCGGCAGGUACGAAGAGGCUCGCUUCAUCAUUCUCGCAUUCGCUGGUACUUUGCGUCAUGGUUUGAUUCCUAACUUAUUGGACGGAGGUGCAAAUGCCAGAUUUAAUUGUCGAGAUGCCGUGUGGUGGUGGCUCUACGCGAUUCAAUGCUUCGUCAACGAGACUCCGAACGGUCUGAGUAUUCUAACGGAUAAAGUUUCGAGGCUGUUUCCAAGCGACGAUUCACCAGCAACUGCCGCUGGCCAAGUGGAUCAACCACUGCACGACGUGAUGCACGAAGCCCUUAGCGUACAUUUCCAGGGUCUUUGUUUCCGCGAGCGCAACGCCGGCCCCCGCAUAGACGAGCACAUGACCGAUCGCGGCUUCAACAAUCAGAUCGGCGUGAAUCCCGAAACUGGCUUCGUGUUUGGCGGCAACGAGGCCAACUGCGGCACUUGGAUGGAUAAGAUGGGCUCCUCGGUGAAAGCCGGCAACAAGGGUAAACCGGCCACGCCGAGGGACGGCUCUGCCGUUGAAAUAGUUGGACUAUGCCACAGCAGUCUCGUGUUUCUCGCUGAGCUCUACAAACAAAAUCUUUUUCCUCACGGCAGUGUUCAGCGUAAAAAUCGAGAUGGUACAACGGUCACUUGGAGUUACAAGCAGUGGGCCGACAAAAUUAAGGAUAACUUCGAUACUUACUUCUAUGUGAACGAGGAAGCAACUGAAGGUGAGUUGGGAGCCGAUUUGAUUCAUCGGCGUGGCAUAUAUAAAGAUUGUCACGGAGCUACACAGCCAUGGACGGAUUACCAAUUGAGACCCAAUUUUCCCGUAGCUAUGGUUGCCUCGCCCAGUUUGUUUAAUCCUAAACGUGCCUUAACGGCCUUGAAACAAGCCGAAAAAAUUCUCUUGGGCCCACUGGGCAUGAAAACUUUGGAUCCCGCCGAUUGGGCCUACAACGGCUUUUAUGACAAUGCCAACGACUCAAACGAUCCGAAAGUGGCUCAAGGAUGGAAUUAUCAUCAAGGGCCCGAAUGGCUCUGGCCGAUUGGGUACUUUUUACGAGCAAAGCUGCAGUACACGUCGAUGCUUGGAGACGAAACCGAGCUUCAACGUACCAUCGAAUGGACCGAGGCAGUCAUUUCCAGGCAUCUUACCGAGGCUUCCAGUAAUCAUUGGCGUGGCCUUCCUGAACUCACGAACAAGGAAGGAGAAUACUGUCGCGACAGUUGUCAAACUCAAGCGUGGAGUGCCUCGGCUAUUAUCGAGGUACUGCACGAUUUGAACAGAUUAAAAGAAAAUCUCGAGUUAGAGAGCUCCACAAACUGAGCAAAGUACGCGUGUGUUCACCAAAGUCACCAGCACAAACCUCACUCAGAAAUGAAAAGUAGUAGCAAUAAUCAUGCAACAAAACGUAGCCAGCACGUAAUCACGGAGACACACGCACUCGCACCCUCCGACGAUGUUCGAUAUCUAAUAGAAUUAUAUGACGUCAUCAAUGAAACUGCAACGGUGGCUUUCAAGAGGAGAAAAAUCGAUACUUCGAUUGAUACUGAUCUCAUAGACCUCGAAAGUGAUCGUCCGAGUUAUGCCCGGAAAUAUUGCUACCUCUGUGCCGUUGAAGGCACAAGCCCAAUUUAUAGCGAUCGAUUGUUUUACGCAAAGCAGCCUCUACGAAUUAAAGAAAUUUUGCCAGUAUCCGAGAAAACGACUUUCACUCAUCCCGAUGAUGAUGACUUUAUCCCGAUCUAUAAAUCGUCGAGGAAUGAAACUUCUGGUACCUUUCAUAAUGACGGUUCAAUCGUCCAGCCAAACAAUCUCCAAUUCAGCUUCGAACCAAACGCCUUACUUUUGGCAUCGAAUUCAAAUCAACAAAAUUAUCUAUCUCGGACUGAAAACUAUAAUUUUCCUGAAAGUAAGGUGUACAAUGAGUUUUCGGAAAAAGUAGUUGACAUAGAAAUGAAUACUGCAAUUGUUAGUCCUACUGAGCAUAAAAAUGCUACAAUGAAAGUACCGAUAUUAGAACAAGAUCCUGCAGUUGAGCAAGUAGAAAAUUUAAACAACAGAACAAGUAUAUUAAUGCUCGAGCCAUUAUUUAUAGCUAUAUCUGGUACAAAACCAAAGCUCAUCAAAAACCCAUCGUAUUACAAUGCAAAAAUGAGCGAACGCAAAAAACUCAUAAAAAUCUUAACUGCUUAUUGUUUCACUAUUAUCUUCGUUAUCAGUAUCGCAUCCUAUCUCGUGUAUCCUGCUUGAAUUGAUUUUGUUUUACGUUUAUCUCAAUACAUUUCUUUUCAAAUUACUUUUCAAGUGAUUUUACUAUUUAUCGUUACCGUUGAGAUUAUAUUUAUUGAUCAAAUAUACCUAGUUAUUAGACUACAUACACAUUUUAAUUUAGAUCUAAACUAAUGUUGUUGAAGUUUGAAACAAACACAUGCGAUUCAUGUGAAUAAGAGCAUGUUUAGUAAAAUGUAAAAAAAAAGAGGCGUCGUCUUUUUUAUAAGCACAAUGUAAAAUUUUACUGAUUUUUGAGAUUACACUUUAACAUUUUUUAUGGUGUACCUCCAGGACGAUGAAUGUUUUAUAAAUAAUUUGGUUGUACAACAUCAAAUGUUGAACAAAUAAUUAUACAAAAUAUAUUUUAGCUAUAAAUUUUUAAUAUUAUUAUCCUGAAAGGGGAUUUAGAGAAUUAAAAAAGAGCAACGUGUAACAUUAGUGGAAAGUAUACUCAUUCGAUAUACUCUUUUAUUCCAAUGUUAAAAGUGCAAAAUAAAUAAUAUCAUGAAACUCAAA